GGCCCCCGCCGCCGCCCCCCCCCGCCCUGUUCCCUCUCUGGUCGGGUCAGGCGCGGCCAGUCCCGCGAGCUCCCGGCAGAGGCUGAGGGAGAGAGAGAGAGAGAGAGAGAGAGGGGAGGAGGACUCAGGGCGUAGGAGCCGGGGAGCCCUCCCGCGCCACAGGAACAUGCAAGUUGAGGCCUUUCAGGAUGUGAGAAACAUUGCAGAAGAAAAUUUCCAGAGACUUGGUGAAGAUAGGAAGGCUAUCAGAAAGACCAUAGCACUAUUGUACCGUAUUUGCUGUUUACCCUGAAGCUCAGCUGAGGCAGAGCUCAGCUGGUCUGUUUCUUGACUGUUCACUCCCUGUUGGCCAGCCAGGACUCUGGCUGGAGCCUUCCGUGGUGCGGAGCCUGACCUCGUCUGUGGGCGGUGACAGGAGCGUGCAUUCGCCAGUGUCAGCUAGGCUUGUGCGCCAAUGAAGUGUCCUUAAAGGUGGCCACUUUUGGUGACACUGUCCAGUUCUCACAAUGUAUCAUUCCUUGUCUGAAACUAGACAUCCUCUGCAGCCAGAAGAACAAGAAGUGGGCACUGACCCCUUGUCGAGUUACUCAGACAAGCCUGGAGGAGAUUCAAAUCAAAAUGGAAGAACAGGUUCUUUAGACUCUGAUGGGACUUUUAAUUCCUAUAGGAAAGAAUGGGAAGAACUAUUUGUGAACAACAAUUACUUGGCAACAAUAAGGCAGAAGGGGAUUAAUGGGCAGCUGAGAAGCAGCAGGUUCCGCAGCAUUUGCUGGAAGCUUUUUCUUUGUGUUCUUCCUCAAGAUAAAAGUCAGUGGAUAAGUAAAAUUAAAGAACUAAGAGCAUGGUAUAGCAGCGUUAAAGAAAUACACAUCACAAACCCUAGGAAAGCUGUUGGCCAGCAAGACUUGAUGAUCAAUAACCCCCUUUCCCAGGAUGAAGGGAGUCUUUGGAACAAAUUCUUCCAGGAUAAAGAACUUCGGUCAAUGAUUGAACAGGAUGUCAAAAGAACGUUUCCUGAAAUGCAGUUUUUCCAACAAGAAAGUGUGAGAAAAAUUCUUACAGAUGUUCUCUUCUGUUAUGCUAGAGAAAAUGAGCAGUUGCUUUAUAAACAGGGAAUGCACGAGCUGCUGGCUCCCAUCGUCUUCACCCUCCACUGCGACCACCAGGCCUUUCUCCAUGCCAGUGAGUCUGCGCAGCCAAGUGAGGAAAUGAAGACUCUCCUGAACCCUGAAUAUCUGGAACAUGAUGCCUAUGCAAUGUUCUCACAGCUUAUGGAAACUGCUGAACCUUGGUUUUCUACUUUUGAGCAUGAUGGUCAAAAGGGGAAAGAAACCCUGAUGCCUCCUAUCCCCUUUGCUAGACCACAGGAUUUGGGGCCAACAAUUGCUAUUGUUACUAAAGUCAACCAGAUCCAGGAUCAGCUCCUGAAGAAGCAUGAUAUUGAGCUUUACAUGCACCUGAACAGACUAGAAAUUGCGCCACAGAUAUAUGGGUUACGGUGGGUGCGGCUGCUGUUCGGCCGAGAGUUCCCGCUGCAGGACCUCCUGGUGGUCUGGGACGCCCUGUUCGCAGACGGCCUCACCCUGACUUUGGUUGACUACGUCUUCGUGGCCAUGUUGCUCUACAUCCGAGAUGCUUUGAUCUCCAGUAACUACCAGACCUGUCUUGGCCUUCUGAUGCAUUACCCACUCAUCGGGGACGUUCACUCACUGAUUCUUAAGGCUCUGUUCCUUCGUGACCCGAAGAGAAAUCCAAGACCAGUGACCUACCAGUUCCAUCCAAAUCUGGAUUAUUACAAAGCCCGAGGAGCAGACCUCGUAAAUAAAAGCCGGACCAAUGCCAAAGGCGCUCCCCUAAAUAUAAAUAAGGUCUCGAACAGCCUGAUUAACUUCGGAAGGAAGCUGAUUUCUCCCGCGGCGGCCCCGGGUGGUGCAGGAGGCCCCGUGGCAGUGGGCAGUGGCGGCACCCCUUCCCCGGCGGCGGCUCCCACCAGGACCUUGGCGGAGGCCCCCAGGCACGCUCUGCAGCAGCAGCAGCAGAGGCUGAUGAAAUCGGAAAGUAUGCCCGUGCAGCUAAACAGAGGACAAAGUUCUAAAAACAUCAGUUCCUCCCCGAGCAUUGAGAGUUUGCCUGGAGGGAGAGAGUUCACUGGCUCCCCACCUUCAUCUGCUGCUAAGAAGGAUUCCUUUUUCAGCAACAUCUCCCGAUCGCGCUCACACAGCAAAACGAUGGGCCGGAAAGAAUCUGAAGAAGAAUUAGAAGCGCAAAUUUCUUUCCUUCAGGGACAGUUGAAUGACCUGGAGGCCAUGUGCAAAUACUGUGCGAAGGCGAUGGACACUCAUCUCGUAAAUAUUCAAGAUGUGAUAUUACAGGAAAAUUUGGAGAAGGAGGAUCAGAUUCUGGUUUCCCUGGCUGGACUAAAGCAGAUCAAAGACAUCCUGAAGGGCUCCCUGCGUUUCAACCAGAGCCAGCUGGAGGCCGAGGACAACGAGCAGAUCAGCAUUGCAGACGACCACUACUGCUCCAGCGGCGCCGCCCAGCAGGCCCCGCCAGCAGCCCCGGGUCGUCGGGAGCGGCCGGGCACUGACGACUUCGUCCUGGUCUCCAAGGACGGCGAGGAGCGCGGCGCCGGGCCGAGCCCCGCGGGCCAGGCCCAGCCGCUGCGGCCACUCCGGGGCGCCGCCCGGCCGGUGCUCGUGUUCUCCGACCCGCUGACCGGCCCGGCCUCCGCCUCGUCCAGCAACCCCAGCUCCAGCCCUGACGACGACAGCAGCGGCCACAGCAAGGACUCGGGCUUCACCAUCGUGAGCCCCCUGGAUCUCUGACAGCCGCCGGCCACCCCGCUGCCGCGGAGACGCCCCUGCGAGACGCCCCUGCGCGCGCUCCAGCUGCCACCCUCGGGGGCGCCCACCUCUCCUCCGCACUCCCGGGCCGUCGGGGGAGGGGAGCGGGCCUCCAGCCUCCCCUGGGGCGCCGGCCAGGACCGCUGGGCGCAGCGCAGCAGGGCUCCAGCGUUCUCCCGCCUCAGACCCCACGGACCCGGCUGUCAGCGCCCCUCCUGGGACAGCCCAGACAGCCGUCGGAAACGAAGGCCGCGAGCGCUGAGCCGGCCUUGCUGCACGCCCCGCUGGCGCCGCCUGCAGCAGGGCCUCCAGGAGCAGGGCAGCUCCGCGGAGGCCCCGCUUCCCCCUGUUGCUUGGCUCAUCCCUUUGAAGAGAAGGUCAAAAGAGGGUUGACCUUUGCUGUGGAAGUCCGGACUGACCCUCAGCUGGGUCACCCCCCAGCCAGACUCUGUGAGCGCAGGCAGCCCACUUCACCGCUUUUGUCCCCAGCCUCUGCAUCUGGGAAAGGAAGUGUCAGAUGGAAUGGUCUCGGGUUCUCAAUUUUGCUGAUGCUAAAAGCCUGUGUGAACAGCAAAAAUGACAUGUGCCUUGCUCUGUCAUUUAAGUCACAUACUAGCUAAUACCUUCUGUUACUAUAAAUGUAGCAAUUUCUUAAUAU
Capra hircus (goat) is the source of this 3501-nucleotide messenger RNA. RefSeq names its product TBC1 domain family member 5 (gene TBC1D5). Gene Ontology annotation, biological process: activation of GTPase activity. Gene Ontology annotation, molecular function: GTPase activator activity. The coding region runs from base 507 to 2825 and encodes 772 amino acids. NCBI's taxonomy places the organism in Eukaryota, Metazoa, Chordata, Mammalia, Artiodactyla, Bovidae. The record is from RefSeq and is a predicted model, not a curated record. The transcript is spliced from 24 exons.